AUGUGGGUGACGCCGAUCUACUAUGCAUCAACGACGUUCUCGUCGAUCGGUGCCAGCGCGCCUGUGGCGGCGCUGUCAAAUUACUAUCACACGCAACUUGCACCGGCCGCGCACACGCACAUGGCCAACAACGCGCCACGCCUUUGUGCACUGUAUGCCAAGGUGAGCGCUUGGGCUCAUCACUGGGACCUGCCGAAUAUGCGCUUGUCGCUGCAAACGUUCCCGCCAUUCCCUAUCGCUGCGUUGACGCUACGCCAUGUGCUGCUGGUGGGCGGCGUGAUCGUCCUGACGUGGUGCUCACCCUGGGCAACGCUCAUUCGCUCGGCACUCUGGCACAGUGCGUUUGUGCGCCAUGUGGUACUGACCACCGUGCGUGUGCUGUCUGGCUCCGAGAGCGUCGCGUCGCGGCUACGCCCCAAGCCGCCUUCCCCACGCAAGCGCCACGCAACAGACGAGUUUGAGACUGAGUUUGUGUUUGAGAUCUACGAGAACCAGCGGUGGUGGAUUGGCCUCGACUGGACGGCGGCGCUCCUGCCCCAGGAGCGCCCCAGCUGGUCGGAUAGCGAAAACCACGCGGUGGCGCCGCCGGCCUCAUUCUCGUUGCCGCGGGGCAUCCGCACGUAUAUGCCAUCCUCGCGCUAUCCUGGCAAGGACGACUUGCGCACCUCGCAGUGGCGCUGGGUCGACUCUGAGUGGCAUGUGGCCGGCGUGCAGAGCAUCACGUCCAGCUCCUACACGCCAAAGAGGAGCAUGAAUGCAUCUGAGGCACAGCGCCUCAGCAAGGAGCUCGCUACGGCACAUACGGAGCCUGUUGAGGUGCCAGACGAGGUCAAGGAUGUGGCACGGCCUAUUUCCGAGCCAGCUGUCAGCAUGGAUGUCGAUGCUGAGGGAUGGCAGUACGGCGACAACGCCUGGGAAAAGCUCAGCAAGCAGAGCGGCAUGGGACGGUAUACCCGCCGCCGCCGCUGGCUCCGCACGGCCGUGCUAGUUCAGAGUGUCGAAUACGGUGUACAGCGCAGCUCAUAG
Molecule: messenger RNA, 1026 nt
Organism: Malassezia sympodialis ATCC 42132
Lineage: Eukaryota; Fungi; Basidiomycota; Malasseziomycetes; Malasseziales; Malasseziaceae
Exons: 2
Coding region: 1-1026 (341 amino acids)
Biological process (GO): peroxisome organization
Cellular component (GO): peroxisomal membrane
Source: RefSeq, a predicted model, not a curated record